Macrosteles quadrilineatus (aster leafhopper) is the source of this 5401-nucleotide messenger RNA. RefSeq names its product lysosome-associated membrane glycoprotein 5-like. The record is from RefSeq and is a predicted model, not a curated record. Lineage: Eukaryota; Metazoa; Arthropoda; Insecta; Hemiptera; Cicadellidae. The transcript has 8 exons. Bases 42 to 977 code for a protein of 311 amino acids. Gene Ontology annotation, cellular component: membrane.
AACGUUGCCUCAUACCUUCCGCUGUCGUCUUUUUGUUCACUAUGAAUCUGAAACUAAAUACUAUAUUUCAAAUUUUAGUAUUUUUGUCAGGUCUUUUAGCAGCCUCAUGGUCAGCCGCCACCGAGUCCAUCAGGGCAGUAGAGUCUAAACCUUCUGCCACAGAGGCAACUGUUGUUACAGUACCACCUCCAAGUAAAUCUGCCAAAGUAACCUUAGAGGCUGGAGAACUCACAGAAGUUUCAACCAAGAAACCCCUUGAAAAGAAAGAAGCAAUAAGCAAAACAACAACAACACGAGCACCGGAAGUAACCACAAAGACUUUGUAUCGUCUCAACGCAGAGGGAGGCACAGCAUGCAUCCUGCUAAGGACCGACGCUCUCAUAGAGUUCACGUACACCACAAGGCUAAAAGAGGAGAUCGUUAAAGACAUUUAUGUGCCUGAAACAGCGGAAACAGACGGCACAUGUUUAGAAGACGAAGCACGACUGGAACUUAAGUGGCCUGAUUUUAAUCUAAAAUGGUAUUUUGAAAAGACCCCUGGAGGAGAGAGAUGGUUUGUCGACAAAAUAGAAUUGUGGUUUGACGCUGGAAGCUCUCGACUGGAACACAUUAAAAAUCCAGAUCAGAAGCUGACACUGUCCACCCCCAAGAGUCACAGCGCGUUGUUGUACGUGACUCCGGUGGGUCAGGCCUACACCUGUCUGAGAGAACUAGAGGUCAAGCUGACCAAUCCCCGUAGCGACAUUAAGGCCACAGUGCUGCUACGAGAGCUGGAAGUACAACCCUUUAUAUUUAAAAACAGCAACUUUGGUCCAGAAUACCAUUGCCCGGCACCAGGACAAAGCACGUACCGCAGUGAGACGGCACCUCUUAUCGUUGGCAGCAUCUUAGCCGCCGCCUGCCUCGCUACCAUUACCGGCUACAGCGUCUUCCGCUACUUCAAGAUCAAGAAAGUCCAAUAUGACACCAUGGAGUAAUCAACUCGGUGCUGCUUUCAUCAUUACUCUAAGCCAUCUCACUUUCUCCUAUUGGUAACUAAUUCAUUGUUUUAGCGAUAGUCAAACACCACUAGAUAUUUGUUUUCAAUAUUUACAAGUUUUAUCAAAAUAAGAUUUUGAACUAAAAUUGUGUACAGUAUUUUUAAUGGAUGGAAAACAUGGAUGUUUCAUGGUUGCGAUUUUAAGUCUAUUACUUUUCUAUUGCUAGGUGGAGUUAACAAAAGAUUGUUCUUCAAUUUUGUAAAUUUUCAUUCAUUGGUAUAACAACUUAUUUAACCUAUUAUACUGCACUGGUAGUUAAUGUUUUACUUAUUUAUUUAUUGUUUUUAUUAAUGAUUGUUUCAACCAAAUUCGCAACAUUAUUUUCAAGCACAAGCAAAAUAUUAAUUUCAUUUAUAAAUACAGUCAAACCUCUAUAAGAUGAAUUUCAAGAGGUAGGGGAAAAAUUUGUACUAUCGAGGUACUGUAUUCUUAUCCUUAUAUAUAAGAAUAAAGCUAUUGUUGAAUCACUCCUAGACUACCCUGGGUGGAUAGUGAUUAUAUUGUUACCAACUAAACAAAUUAUUUGUUUGCAGCCAUUGAUAAAUAAAAUAACAGUUUUUGUGAAAUUGUGCCUUUAUUCACAUGGUUUACAAAAAAAAUUACUAUAGGGUGUUUUUUUUUUUUUAAUUAUAUAUUACAACCCUCUCUAGUCAGAUUUUCAAUCUGUAACUUACUACUGUUGACUACUUAUUAACUCUUAUCCUAUAAUUAUUAUUUUUUUUUUAUUAUUGUAGUAGGCUACCAGUCUGUGUUGAGUUGUUUUAUGUUUUUCUAAAGGACAGUGUAAUAUUUUUAUACUAACUCAAUCCUCAUUUGAAAAAAUAGUACAGUGGAACCUCGAUAACAAGACUUUCAUGGGGAUUAUUAAAUAAGACUUGUUAUCAAGGUUUGAAAUAACAUGUGAUUCUAGAGGAUUUGAAAAUGACACUUGGACUUGUUAUUGAGGUUCCACUGUAUUACCAUUGACUAUUGGAUACUGAAGUAGACAUCCCAUAUACAGGGUGUCCAUAAAAAACGUUUCAGGACUUUGGGAAAUGAAUCCUCAUACUAAAAGGAAGAAAAGAGUUUAUGUGAAGGUAUGUCCGAAAAAUCAUACCCAGUUAUCUGCCACUUAGUUUUUAUACAACAUUUUUUUUCUGUGAAGUUUUUCAUUCGAUGAUUAUGAAAUUUGGUAACCAUGUUAACAUACAAAAGACCUAUUAUAAAAAAAUAUAUAAAGUUGUUCCGGUUGUAAAUUUCAAAAUGGCGGCCGUUUGAAUUUUUUUAACUCAAAAACUGCUAAUUCUAUGAAAAAAUGCCAAGAAUACUUUUUUUUUAGCAUUUGUUAUUCCCUAUCAUACGAUAGCAAGAUCAAAAAAAUCGGACAAAAGAUAACUGUCAAUGCUGAAAUAUAACGGUUUUUGUGUUAAAAUAAGGCAAAAUUAGUCGGGGAACCCUUAAUUUUACCUGGUCUUACAGCUAAAAAACGUCCUAUUUGAGUUAUUUGUCGUUCGAUAUUUUUGAUCUUGGUUUCGUCUGAUAGGGAAUAGCAAAUGCUAAAAAAAGUAUUCUUGAAGUUUUUUCAUAGUAUUAGCCGUUUUUGAUUUAUUUAAGUUAUAAAAGUUCAAACGGCCGCCAUUUUGAAAUUUACAAUUGGAACAACUUUAUUAUUUUUCCAUAAUAGGUCUUGUGUAUGUUAACAUGGUUAUCAAAUUUCAUAAUCAUUGAAUGAAAAACUUCACAGAUAAAAAUAUGUUUGUAUAAAAAACAAAAUGGCGGAUAACUGGGUAAAUAUGCAUUUUCGGACAUACACAUACACUUUUUUCUUCCUUUUGGUAUGAGGAUUCAUUUCCCAAAGUCUUGAAACGUUUUUUAUGGACUGCUGUUUUAUAUGGACCAGCUGUAGCCAAUAUUUAUAGGUACCUAUCACUGAAGGACACUACUACUCCCAUUUACUAGAAGGAUCCUGAUGUAGUCCACAUUUUGUUAUUGAAUGAAAACAAGUUAAUUGUUUCUCAAUUUAAUGAUUUACUGUACUUGAAAAAUAACAAAGUGUGUGCUGUACUUUAGAGUAUUUCCUUUCAAAAGUAUAUUUCUAGUGAUAAUAUCUAAAUAGAAUUUAAACUCACAUAAUUAUUUUAAAUAUUAUAAUUUAGCAAACAAAAACUUAUAAGUUUAUUGCCUAAUCAGUUUUUUAGUUAGCCUAUUAAUAAUAAUUAAUUGUUGUGGUUAUGAAAUAAUAGUAUUACAAUAUAAAAUCUCUAAUUAUGGCAGACAAAUUUACAGUAUUUGAGUUGUUAAUGUUAGCUGAGUAUAUUUACGAAUAAUUUUUAUAUUUUUAAUGUUCGACAAAACUUUCACAGCAUGUGAAAGUUUUUAAACAAGAAUUGUUGUUUUGAAGUGACACAUCAUGUUGUAUAAUUAGUUUUAAGAAAAAGCUAGGACUUAAACAAAUUUAGCAAUCGGCCCAAGUACUACUAAGGAGGCACUAGCUUCUAUUUUGACACUAUAAUUCUCACAAAAUUCAUAACAAGCAUAUCUUGCAAACUAAACCUUAAGGAUCAGCCUUACUUUUUUUUAUCUUUUGAAGUAACAUCCAAUUUAAUUAUCCUAAUAAAGAAUAAUUCCAUAAAUCAUUUUAUUCUGCUAAUGCUUCAAAAUUGCAACUUUGCUUAAGUCCUACAAAAGAAAUGUACAUAUAAUUUAAGUAUAAUUAAUUGUUAUUGUUGUCUAAGCACUAUUGCAUUAAUUGCUGUUUUACUAUUUACAGUACCACUUUCUCCAUUAUUAUAAUGUCAAUAGGUGUACUUAAUCAAACAAACCGAUUAAUAAUGUAUUCAGAUUAAUGUUACUGAUUUCAUACAUUUUCUGUAUUUAUUUUGACCCCUCUCACUUUUUACUCUAUUUAAAUAGUAAAUCUAAAAAAAAAACUACUCCAACUUAUUAUUGUUUUACGCAGGCAAGGAAAGAUAGACAAUUACUCCAAAUUUCAAAGGUUGAAGUUUACUUUAAAACAUUCUCUGAUGUAUAAAUAUGAAAAUAAAAACAAAGGAGAUAAUUUGUAUGACCUGUUUAUUGUUGUUUGUUCUGUAUAAAAGAGAAUUUUAAAUAAUAUUAAGUAUAUAUCUUGCUUUAUGAUUAUUUUAUUGUUAGUGUUAGUAUCAGUCUGUAAGGGGCUAAUGCUUUGGUAGCUAGUCGAGCAUUUAUAGAGCUCAAAAAUUAAAUUUAUGCAUCGUACAAAUCUUUACUGCCGGGUAAAGUAUUUAAUUUAAAAUAAAUUGAACAAAUUUAUUUACUAGUGCUAUAUACUGAUAAUUUUGUUUCUGUAGUUUCCAAGCAAUUAUAGAUAUUAUUUUUAAAUACUUAUACAAUUAGUUUUAGGAUAAAUAAAUACAAUUAAUUGGGAAAUUCUUAAUCAAGUGCAUGAAAGUAAUAAUCAACUCAAUUUGAAUUUUUUAACACGAAUGUUUUAAGUUUUAACAAAGAUAUAAACAAAUAUCAGAUCAAGUUCAUUAGAUUAAGUAUUUUUUUGAUACAAUGUAACUUAUAAUUGGUUCUGAUGUUUAUGAUACUCCCAAGAAAAUGUAUAUAAAUUACCUAAGUUUUUCCCGUUCACUUUAUUUUUCUGUAAAGUUUAUACAGUAAAACCUCAAUAUUUAUCAAAUCCAUAGAUAUGGCUGAAAUAUUUCAUAUUUCCUUGUUCAAAAUGCACUGUUCCUUGAUCUAUUGCAAGUUUAAACAAAACCGUCUUUUUUAUUUUUUAGCUUGGAACUGAUUCAAACAUUUACUUCAGGCUAUAUUUAGAGGUUUGGAUGCAUUAUCACUUAGAUAGAAUCCAUUGGUGUUUGGCAGGGUUUGAACCUAGAAUCUUUGGAACAGAAGUCGCACGCUCAACCACUAGAUCAGCUUGCUCCCAUAUAAUAGUUCUCAUUGGCAUAAUAAAUCGCCAUAAAACUGAUCAUCCAACGUUUUUUAUAAAACGCAUAAAUACUUUAAACAAUUAAUGUAACAUGUUUUAGUAUGUUUAGGAAACAUUUCUUUAAUUGGAAUUUAAGUACCCUGACUAAACUAUGUAAUGUUAACAUUCAGCCUAUUGAGGUUCUACUGUACCUAAAAUGUUGCAUCAUGCUGUCUUUUGUUUAUAGAAGCUAGUUUUGAAAGAAUGUGUAAAUAUGAAUCUUAGAGACUAGGAUAUUGAUGUAAGCGUGACAGUGACAUCGUAGCUUCGUACCUAGUCAAUUCUUAGCAUUAUUGGGUGUGCUAUAAAGAUCGUUAAGUGAUUUGUAUUAUUCAAUCGUCUUCCAUGUUAUUUAUUCGUUUAUGUCAACUGAGUUUAAAAAGAUUAUAAAAGUGCUAAUAUAUUAAAUAAUUGAUUAGUGUUA